UUCACCAUCAAAACCCCCGCCUCGCUCCCUCCUCUCUCCGUCACCCGUCCCCCUCUUCGCUUCCGCCUCACUCCUCUCUGCUUCUUUGGAAAACCCGAGAGGCAUCAAGAAAUAAAAGAAACCCGAGGAACUCUGUCUCUCUCUUUGUUGCCCCUUCCUCCAAAAACCUAGCGCCAAAUCCUGAGCCCAGCGCUAAUGGCGUCCAGGCUUAGGCUCGCCGGAGGGAUACCGGAGCAGCGGGUCCGGCAAAUAUGGGACGCCUUCGACUCUCGGCAGUUCAAGACCGCGUACAAGCUCGCCGUCGGUCUCCUUGCCAAGUACCCCAACUCUCCUUACGCUCUCUAUCAGCACAAAGUGGGUGAGAAGGAAUGGAUUGCGCGAAAACAUAUUGAGACAGAAUCCCUUAUUCCCCGAUUACUUUAUCUGUCUAUCCAGUCCUUUUCUUCUUCUCUAAAGGAAAAGUUUGAGACUAAUGGUUCUGUCUCUGAUACAACAGUCAUUGUUGAAAUGAAGUGUCUGCUGGAGAGAUAUGCAAGGAACAUUGGUCUUCCUUUUGAUGAUGCAAUUGAUGUGAUUCUUGCGAUAGCAAAGGGCCAAAAAUCCUUCAAGCUGGAUAAACUUCGCCAUUUUUGUCAAUGCAUGGAGUUUGUGCUCCCGUCACCCUGGGCUUGUCAAUGAAGAUGGAUGCAGUCUAAGAUCAUGGCAUGUUGUAAAAAUAUUUGGUCAAGAGUUGCAUCGCUGAGCUGUUGAUGCAGGCACAACCGGUGCUGACAAGUCCUGGAAGCAUUCUUCUAGUUCUGGUGCAAUUGGUAACAGAAUCUUUUGCUUGGCACAUUCUAAUAAUCCAGUCCUGUAUAAAAGCAAUGCUUCCAUCUCGAAAGAAGAAAAAGAAAGGUGGUGCAGUGGAUCAAACAAACUUGCCGCACUUGCAGGCUAUAUGCGAUUCAAUUCAGUGUUUAAGCGAUGCAAUACAAGGAAUCCAAAAAUGGUUAGAUGAUCAAAUCAAUAUGCCCGAGGAUCAAAAUUUGGAUAUUCUAUUGUCUCGUGCAAUUGAGGGACUGUGAGGAGGGGCCAGGCUAUGUGCUCCAGAUUUUAGAAGAGAGUGCAUCUGCAGACAACUCUGAACUUGGUGAUAGGAUAUCCAGAGCUCUACAAUCAUGGAAUUCCGCUAAUGCAGUGAGAAAAAUAGUAGUGGCACAAAAUAAAUUGCUAUCACAUUUCCAUUGCAUAUGUGGUUCGAAGUUGAAGCUGUUGGAGUCAUUGAAGCAGUCAAUGCAGGGAAGAGAAUUAUGGCAGGACCAUCAGGUGGUGCACCAUUAGGGUUUCUGCAUCCAUUUGGUUCUGUUCUGGUGUUUGGUGGGAGAAGUUCCUGCUGAACGGCUGUUGGUAUUGACCUCCAUGCUUUGUACCUUUGCGGUGAGGAUUUUGAUUUCAUCAUUUUUUUUUCAAUACUUUUUCCUGCUGGUGGUAUACCGCCCAGUGGCAACGAAUGAGGUGUGUACAAUGAAUAAACCAUAGAUCUCAGGUUUCAAUAUAAGAACUUGCCUUUUGAUGAUAACAUC
Messenger RNA from Phoenix dactylifera (date palm), 1562 nucleotides. The record is from RefSeq and is a predicted model, not a curated record. Lineage: Eukaryota; Viridiplantae; Streptophyta; Magnoliopsida; Arecales; Arecaceae.